AUGAAAGUUCUUGCUUUAUUGUCCUUCGUUUUUUUCAGUUUUACAUUAGCUCAAUCAUUAGAUUUAGAAUAUAAUAUUGAUGCCAUUUUAAAAAGAGCAAAUGAACCAUCACAACAAACUUUAGAAGAAGUUGAUCAAUAUUUAAAACAAUUAGUUGCAGCAGCUAAUGGUCAACCAGUUAAUUCCACUUCAAAAAGAGAUGCUUUAAUUUUAUCAAAAAGAGAUAAUGUCUUAUUAACAGCUGCAUUUACUGCUUUAAAUAAUUCAGGUACUGGUGUUCCAAUUGUACAUACUUUAGUUACUGAUCCAGGUUCUCAAGGUGCAUCUAUUCAAAUUAUUGAAAAUUAUAUUAAAACAACCACCCUCAAAACUUUAUUAUCAGCAGCUGAUAAUUCAAAUUUAGCUGUUGAUAUUGUUAUGAGAUUUUUUAUUAAUUAUAGUUUAGUACCAAAUUUAUGGACAAUACUUGUUACUUUAUAUAAUAAUGGUGUUUUACUUAAAAGAAGUUUAUUUGGAGAUAUCAUUGGUGGUGUUUUAGGUGGUAUUAAUCAAUCAAUUUGGUCAUCAUUAAUUACUUUAUUAAAUACUAUAGUUAAUGUUGAACAAAUUUGUGAAUCAUUACAAAAAUCAGGAUUUGCAGUAUCCGUUGUUGAUGAUAUUAUUUCAACAAGUGAUGGAAGAGAUUUUGCAGUUAAAUUAUUUACUGCAAUUAUUAAAGAUCAAAUUAUAACUAUUAGUAGUUUAGUUGAUGCUUUAAGUUCAACUAAUUUCCUUCAAAAUACAUUAACUAAAAUACUUUCAAAUUCAACUUAUAGGAAAAUUAUUUUCAUUUGGGCUGUUAACUUUUUGGUUUCAAUGAUUAAAUAUAUUUUUUAA
Lodderomyces pseudojiufengensis is the source of this 876-nucleotide messenger RNA. RefSeq lists its product as uncharacterized. NCBI's taxonomy places the organism in Eukaryota, Fungi, Ascomycota, Pichiomycetes, Serinales, Debaryomycetaceae. The transcript has a single exon. The record is from RefSeq and is a predicted model, not a curated record. The coding region runs from base 1 to 876 and encodes 291 amino acids.